Pseudopipra pipra is the source of this 1365-nucleotide messenger RNA. It is a transcript of the gene LITAFD, whose product is annotated as LITAF domain containing. The transcript has 5 exons. Gene Ontology annotation, molecular function: zinc ion binding. Gene Ontology annotation, cellular component: cytoplasmic side of lysosomal membrane; cytoplasmic side of late endosome membrane; nucleus. NCBI's taxonomy places the organism in Eukaryota, Metazoa, Chordata, Aves, Passeriformes, Pipridae. Bases 160 to 600 code for a protein of 146 amino acids. The record is from RefSeq and is a predicted model, not a curated record.
GAUACGCCACUGGGGCAUGACAGCAGGUCAUGUCACUGGUCAGGUGUGUGUUCCUUCCCCAGGCACAGCCACAGUGCAAAGACAUGGAGGAAGGGAUCAACUUUUGAAGCUUUUUUCCUCCCCAGACUCACCAGAGCUACAUAAAGGUGAACUGCAGACAUGCCCAGUGAGAAGGGACGUGUGGAAAUUCCUAUGAUUAUGUAUGAACCUCACCAGGAUUCCUACAGGCAAGAACCCUCUGCACCAGAGUUCUGCAGCCAGGAGGGGGGUUAUGAGUUCCCUUCUCCCCCUCCUUACUCCUACCGAGAAACCACCACCAUCGAGCAGCCAGUUUACUUGGUGUCUCAGCCCCCGAUCAUCGUAGCAGGGAUCUUCUCAAGCAAACCAACAUCCACAAUAUGUCCUUCCUGCCGCCAGCACAUCACCACCCAGGUCACCUACAGACUGGGCAAGCUGUCCUUCCUCCUGUGCACCAGCCUGUGCAUGGUUGGGUGCUGUUUUGGAUGCUGCUUCGUACCUUUGUUUGUGAAGAUCUUCAAGGACGCAGACCAUUACUGCCCUUACUGCCAGUUUCACAUUUAUAGAUACAAAAGACUGUAGAGACAAAGUUUAUGCAACUAGAUGACGUAAAGUGUCCGUUUCCCAAUGGCAUAAGAUUCUACUCAUAAAACUCCUGCUAGAAACAGCUCCCCUGCUGGUGAAUCCACCUGGUAAACUCCAGUUUACCAUCACAUGGUGGGACUGACUUAAAACAAAAAGCCUUGAAGAUUAAUUUACAGUGUCACUUGAACUUAUGCUCUAUUUGAUUCGCUGCCCUGAGCUGUGAAGUUACCAGCUCUUGAGUACUUCAGUACUACUGCUCCUUCUCUCAGAUCUCCAACCCAGCUGGACACAGACUCCUCUGGACCUGCCAACCCACCAGGACCCGAGAGGUUUGGACAUGCACCUUUUAGAGAAGCACUCACCUUCUGUGCACUGGAACUGACUGGUCGGGAUUUCAUUUCUCUCUGCUCUUCUUCCUACGGGACCCACCCCUGCAGGGCUGUGGGUGGGACACUGUAGCUGAUUAUUUAUUAACAAAAUGCUAAGUUAUGAGACUGUCUUUGCUCUGUUAUAGACGAGGUAAGAAAAUAAACCUGUUAUUGUUAACAAUGCUGGCAAAACAUCUCCUGUCUGCAUUGCUGCCAUGACCCACUGCACCCAGAGCAGGUCACACUGGGACACCCCUUUUACAUUAACAAAUCAAGAUACAAAAGGCAAACACAUAAAGAAGAAAAAUCAGCAAGCACAGCUUGAAAAGAAUCAUCACAACCACAACACAAGGCCCUCAUUCUACCUCUCUGCGUUCCCACUGCAAUGCAUCAU